Molecule: messenger RNA, 996 nt
Organism: Lolium rigidum
Lineage: Eukaryota; Viridiplantae; Streptophyta; Magnoliopsida; Poales; Poaceae
Product: transcription factor MYB93-like
Exons: 3
Coding region: 1-996 (331 amino acids)
Source: RefSeq, a predicted model, not a curated record
AUGGGGAGGUCUCCUUGCUGCGAUGAGAAUGGCCUCAAGAAAGGCCCUUGGGCCGCUGAAGAAGACCAAAAGCUCACAGAGUACAUCGUAAAAAGCGGCCAUGGGAGCUGGAGAACACUGCCGAAGCUUGCAGGACUGAACAGGUGUGGCAAGAGCUGCAGGCUGAGAUGGACGAACUACCUGAGGUCAGAUAUCAAGAGAGGGAAGUUCACCCCCGAGGAAGAACAGACCAUUCUCCAACUCCACUCCGUCCUUGGCAACAAGUGGUCAGCCAUCGCAAAGCACCUCCCGGGGCGGACCGACAACGAGAUCAAGAACUUCUGGAACACGCACCUCAAGAAGAAGCUGAUCCAGAUGGGCUUCGACCCCAUGACACACCGACCAAGAACCGACUUCUUCGCUGCGCUGCCACAGCUCAUCGCGCUUGCCAACCUCCGCCAGCUCGUGGAGCAGCAUCCAUGGGAAGACAACACCUCCAGCCACCUCCAGCUGCAAGCCGAUGCAGUCCAGGCGGCAAAGCUCGAUUACUUACAGUGCCUGCUUCAGUCUGCAGCGGCCAUUGUGAGUAGUCCCACCUCCAGCAGCAUAAAAACCAUCCCUACUGACCUGGAGCAGAUUGGCCUCCUUAGUCCUUCGCAGAUGUCUUCCUCUUCCUCGUUGUCGUCCCCAAGGAUCCUGGAGGGUAUCAACGGCCAAGACUUCUUAACUGGGCAACUGCCUGACAUCCAGAUACCUAGUAGCUCAUUCUAUGAACAGCCCAUCAUCAAUGGUGGUAACCAGAACUCAGAUUACACUGCGAACAACGGUGAUGGGGAGAAUAGCACCCACAAACCGUUGUUCAUGUCAGAGAACUCCCUUCCGUCGCUUGAUGACUUCCCUAUUUGCAUCCUUGGGGAUGCUUGCAUCACCUCAAGAUGUGAUGCUGAUGGUCACAGCGCUCAGCUCCCUAUUUGGUCUGAGUCAUUUUAUGACCACUUCAUGAGCGAGUUUGCAUGA